Hansenula anomala is the source of this 1510-nucleotide messenger RNA. RefSeq names its product histidinol-phosphate transaminase (gene HIS5). The coding region runs from base 335 to 1510 and encodes 391 amino acids. Gene Ontology annotation, molecular function: pyridoxal phosphate binding; L-histidinol-phosphate:2-oxoglutarate transaminase activity. NCBI's taxonomy places the organism in Eukaryota, Fungi, Ascomycota, Saccharomycetes, Phaffomycetales, Wickerhamomycetaceae. The transcript has 2 exons. The record is from RefSeq and is a predicted model, not a curated record. Gene Ontology annotation, biological process: L-histidine biosynthetic process.
GAAUCAUAGGGUCUCAAAUACGCUCGAUUAAACUUCGUACUUUCCUCGCGAGAAAACUCAUUUCCUCGAGCAUCAAGGCCAAAGUAUUCAUUCCCCUUCUAAAUCAACAUCCAUAUUAUAUUCAUAUCCCUAUUUCCUAACACUUUACUAGUUUUUCCCUGGUGGACAUUCUGUUUUCGUCUAAAGCCGCUUGUCUGUCUGCCAUUUCACAACGUGCCAGUUGACUCAUCUCUGAUUUUCGCGAAUGCGUUUUUUUUUGGGGGGCCUCGAGAUUCAAAAGCGAUAACGAAUCCUUUACAUUGUAUUUGACUGUGUUAGAUUUUAACCAAGUACAAUGGCUUCUUUCAACUUGGAUACCUUGGUUAGACCAAACAUUUUGUCAUUGGAACCUUAUCGUUGUGCUAGAGAUGAUUUUACAGAAGGUAUAUUACUAGAUGCUAAUGAAAAUGCUCAUGGUCCAGCAAUUACUGAUAUAUCCCAAUAUGAAACCACAUUAGACUUACACCGUUAUCCAGACCCUCACCAAAUUGAAUUGAAAGAUAAAUUAGUAAACUUUAGAAAUUCUGAAAACAAAUUUGAAAUCACAAAAGAUCAAGAACUAACUAAUGAAAAUUUAUGUCUCGGUGUUGGUUCAGAUGAAAGUAUAGAUGCGUUAAUCAGAACAUUAUGCUCCCCUGGGAAAGAUAAAUUAUUAAUUGCCCCACCAACUUAUGGGAUGUAUUCAAUCUCUGCUACAAUUAAUGAUGUUGAAAUUGUUAAAGUCCCAUUAGAUUUCCAAACUUUCCAAAUCCAACCUGAUUUGAUCAAUGAAGAAUUAAAUAAAGACCCUUCAAUUAAAAUGGUUUAUAUCACUACCCCUGGUAACCCUACAGGUACUUCUAUUGAUUUCAAACUCAUUGAACAAAUUCUAACAAAUCCAAACUGGAAUGGUAUAGUAGUUGCUGAUGAAGCUUAUGUUGAUUUUGCACCAAUUGGUACUUCUUUAUCAACUUUAGUCAACAAGUAUCCAAACUUGGUUGUCUUACAGACUUUAUCCAAAUCUUUUGGUUUGGCUGCUAUUAGAUUAGGUAUCACUUUUGCUAAUAAAAGAUUGGCUAGUAUUUUAAAUGCGUUGAAAGCUCCUUAUAAUAUCUCUAGUUUAACUUCAUAUGUGGCUCUAAGGGCCCUAAGUCCACAAAAUGUCAAACUGAUGAGAGAUCGUGUUGAAAUUUUGAAUUCUGAAAGAGGUAGAUUGUGGAGUGAAUUGCAAAAAUUUCAAAAUAUUAAUAAAAGAUUAUUAGGUGGAUUAUCAUCAAAUUUUAUUUUGGUUCAAGUUAUUAAUGGAAGUGGUGAACCUGACUCAAAAUUAGCCAAAUACUUUUAUGAAAAGUUGGCUACAACUAAAGGUGUUGUUAUUAGAUAUAGAGGUAAUGAACCUGGUUGUCCUGGUGGGUUAAGAAUUACAAUAGGUACUAAAGAGGAAAAUGAUACAUUAUUAGAAAAAUUACAAGUUUUGAUCAAUGAGUUAUAG